Messenger RNA from Pogona vitticeps (central bearded dragon), 1516 nucleotides. The record is from RefSeq and is a predicted model, not a curated record. Lineage: Eukaryota; Metazoa; Chordata; Lepidosauria; Squamata; Agamidae.
UCCUGGAGAGAAGCUACCUGUGGUGUGUCGAGAUUUUGCUGUCCUGGAGGAUCACACGCUUGCUCACAGCCUGCAAGAACAGGAAAUUGAACACCAUCUGGCCACCAACGUCCAGCGCAACCGCCUCGUCCAGCAUGACUUGCAGAUGGCCAAGCAGCUGCAGGAGGAGGAGGACCGCAAGGCGCGAGCCCGCAACCAGAAGCAACACAAAGAUCUCGAGCGGCAGGACUGCGAGAUCGCUCAGGAAAUUCAAGUCAAGCUGGUCAUCGAAGCAGAACAGCGGCGCCGGCAGGAAGAGGACGAUGAGGACAUUGCUCGGAUCCUGCAACAGAAGGAGCUCCAAGGGGAAAAGAGGAGGAAAAAACCUCCGCCGGAAGCAGGGCGGCCCAGCCCAUACGAAGAAGAAGGCUACUCGUUGGAGAGCAGAGACCGUCAGCCUGGUAGCCCCACCGGGCAGCCGUCAGAGCCUUCUCGGUCUGGGAGUGCCGACAGGCCACCCCGGCAGACAAGGGAUGACCCGAGGGGGCCCCCUUUGGUUUCAGAGGGGCUUGAGCUGGAGGUUUUGGGGAGCUCCUCCGAUGUGAAGAAGGCCAGGGGUGGCCGGAGACAUCCCCGAGAGGCGCAGCGGGAGAAGAAGGCCGGCAGCCGUGAGAAACUUUGGAAGGAUGCCGAGGAUGGGCUCCUGGAGGGAGGCGGCAGCAGAACCAGAGCGAGCAGGGAGGGAAAGGUGCCCGGUGCCAGCGCGGAGAGGCUGCGGGAGACCUCGCCUCCAAGACGGGAGGCCGGCCACGGCAGCCGCGAGCGGCAAGAAAGGAGGCCACGCAGCCGCGAGAGGCCCCCCAGGGCCUCCCCUCUUGUGGACUGGGAGGUCGAAGGGGCCGGCCUGGCCCACGACAGGCAUCGCAAGCAUCGAGAAGGGCAGUCGCCUGGUUCGGAAAAGUCUCUGAAGCCGACCGAUGGAAACAUUGAGGACCAGGAGGAGAAGCGGUCCAGGAGGCGGCCCAGCCGCUCCCCGCGUCCUGACGGGCCACGGACCCCACCCCACCAGGACAGGCCGUCCUCCAGGUCUUCUUCCCACGACCGCCGGCGACGUGGCCCUGACACGCCACCCCAGCGAGGCCCUAGGAGGCCGGGAGAAAGAGAAAGGGAGAGGGGACGGGACGGGACGCCCGCCUCGCACUACGGGGAGAGCUCGGAGCUGGACGCCAGACGACGCCGGCACCCAGGAACCAAACCUCGAGGGACAAAAGAAGCCACUUACUCCAAACCCCGUGGGGUCCCUCCCCAGGACCAGGAGUCCUACGAUGCCGAGAUCGCCCGGAAGCUGCAAGAGGAGGAGCUGCUGGCCAGCCAGGUGGAUAAGAGGGCGGCGCAGGUGGCUCAGGAUGAGGAAAUAGCUCGCCUCCUUAUGGCGGAGGAGAAGGCGGCGUACAAGAAAGCAAGAGAGAAGGAAAAGUUGUUUGCUGAGAAGAAAAGGCAGGAUCCAGGCUGGAAGGCUUCCACCCCUGUUGAGUGA